Messenger RNA from Symbiodinium natans, 768 nucleotides. The record is from the annotation of a GenBank genome assembly. NCBI's taxonomy places the organism in Eukaryota, Dinophyceae, Suessiales, Symbiodiniaceae.
AUGCAUGAGUACUACUCCUUCAUUAAGGGAGAUUGGAGCUUUUUGGAGGGAACGUGCUUGAACAGUAAAGUGACGGUAAAGUGUACUGGAACAUUACAUGUUUGCGGCAGUGUGCACAUAAGCAGAGAGCAGAGGGACUACGAGCUGCUCAAUGUGGUGCUCUUCUUUGCGGGGCGCUUCCUGCAGGGACAAGGGCUGCAAAUAUCCCUCCUCAGCGCGGCCAGCAAGGCUGAUGAUGGGCUGGGGCUCGGCGUUCCCUUCUGCUCAGUUCUGGUGCAGGCCUUCUUUAUCCGCAACAAGCGGGACAUGAUCAACAUCCAGCUGAAGCUUCUUCAAAUGAAGAAGGACGAGGCUGAAAAGCGGCGGCUGGAGGCCGAGGCCGAGUUGAAGAGCUUGCAGGGCCACGAGGAGACCUCUGGUGCCGAAGUGCAGGCGCUUCAGCAGUCGCUGCAGCAAGAGGCGGGGAAAGACCACGAGCAGUUGCUCAAGGAGCAGGAGGAGCAUCGAGAGAAGGUGCUCGGCGAAGCAGAGCAGGUCUUCGGCCUCCUCAACGAGCGCGCGAAGAAGGCCAGCGCGGAGGCCGAAGCGCAGGUGAAGAAGUGGGAGGAAGGCGAUGGCGGCGAGCUGCUCCAAGCAAUGAGCCGCGGAGAGGGCGCGGCCAAGCUCCAGCAGAUGCUUGGGCAGGUGGACUAUCGCGGGAUGGCUUCGGAAUACGCUGCACAGGCACAGCAGAUGGCGGGCGACAUUCAAGACCAGGCCGCCGCGUGA